Molecule: messenger RNA, 3596 nt
Organism: Neocloeon triangulifer
Lineage: Eukaryota; Metazoa; Arthropoda; Insecta; Ephemeroptera; Baetidae
Gene: RpIII128
Product: DNA-directed RNA polymerase III subunit RPC2
Exons: 10
Coding region: 209-3562 (1117 amino acids)
Biological process (GO): DNA-templated transcription
Cellular component (GO): RNA polymerase III complex
Molecular function (GO): DNA-directed RNA polymerase activity; ribonucleoside binding; DNA binding
Source: RefSeq, a predicted model, not a curated record
UAUUAUGAUUUAAUUUUUUGUACAUACUUUUUGUUCUGCUCCCAUCGGUGACCAGGACUUAUACGUGUUUGUGGUUAACCGUGAUGAAUAUAAUUGCAACUCAAGAUUUCUGACUUCAUUCUUCCUUCUACAGCUGCCAUAGGCGUUCAGAAAUUUGAUAUUUUUGAUGAUUUAUCAGUAAAAACCAAGAGAAGUCGCGUGGAUAAAAAUGACGGCAGCCGGCAUGCUCUUUGGGGACAUGGGUCUCGAUGCCCUGAAGCGUCCCAUCAACACCCUGGAGGACAAGUGGCAGCUGGUGCCGGCCUACCUGCAGGUCAAAGGUCUCGUGGCUCCGCACAUUGACUCGUUCAACUAUUUCGUCCGACACGAAAUAAAAAAAAUCGUGGCCGCCAACGCGACGGUUGUUUCGGACCACGACCCCAACUUUUAUCUGAAGUACCUGGACGUCCGAGUGGGCGAACCGCGACUCGAGGAGGCUGGCCUGGAUGAGGGCCGACCUGCCACUCCGCACGACUGCCGGCUCCGCGACCUCACCUAUGCGGCGCCGAUUUUGUGUGAUGUCGAGUACACGGCCGGACACGAGAGACACAUGAAGAAAAACGUCCCCAUUGGACGCUUGCCCAUCAUGUUGAGGAGCGAGAGAUGUGCUCUCAACGGCAAGACAGAGGCCGAACUGGCUAAGAUGGGCGAAUGUCCGCUUGACCCUGGUGGAUACUUUGUUGUUCGAGGGCAGGAAAAGGUUGUCCUAAUGCAUGAACAGGCGUCAAAAAACAGAACGAUGUUGGAGCGAGGCCGCCACGGCCUGAUGUGCUCAGUUGUUGCUGCCACCCAUGGCACCAAAGCCCGCACAGCUGUCAUUGUAAAAAAAGGGCGCUUCUACGUUGGCUGCAGUCCUUUCUCUGAAGAGUUGCCCUUUGUGAUAGUUGUCAAGGCUCUAGGAAAUUACGCUGACAUCGAUGUUGUUCGGCUCGUUGGAACUGAGGCGCACGUCCAAGAAGUACUUGCGGCCUCAAUGUGGGAGGCAAAAAGAGCCGGCGUGUACACGGAGCAGCAGGCCAUUGCCUACGCUGCUGCUCGAUUGAAGUCGAAAAGGUUUGGUGGCCCUAGGAGGUCACCCGAGGAAGAAGCUAAGAGCCACCUAAGAAACACGCUGUUGACCCAAGUGCCGGUUGAGGGAGACAACUCGUACAUGAAAGCUCUCUACCUUGGUCAAAUGGUGCGGCGAAUCAUUUUGGCAGAGACCGACCCUACGUGGAUUGACAAUCGAGACUACUACGGCAACAAGAGAAUAGAACUGGCUGGCUCGCUUUUGGCACUCAUGUUUGAAGACCUGUUCAAAUACCUCAAUCACGACCUCAAAAUGAUAGCAGACAAGAACCUGCCCAAGAUUAAAGCAGCCCAGUUUGACAUCACAAGACAUAUGAGAGAAGACACAAUAAGUAAUGGUCUCGAAGCUGCUCUGAGCUCAGGAAACUGGAACAUUAAAAGAUUCAGGAUGGCCAGGAAAGGAGUCACGGGGGUUCUCAGUAGACUCUCUUACAUCUCUGCACUUGGCAUGAUGAUGCGGAUCAACUCUCAGUUUGAGAAGACGCGCAAAGUGUCUGGGCCAAGAGCUCUACAGCCGUCACAGUGGGGCCUCUUGUGCCCUUCAGACACCCCUGAAGGUGAAUCUUGUGGUCUUGUGAAAAAUCUUGCUCUGAUGGCGCAUGUGACCACCGACGCAGAAGAGGAAAAUCUCAUUAGGGCUUUGUUUAACAUGGGUGUAGAGGACCUGCGAACAAUGGGUGGGGAGGAAAUUUACCAACCAGGAUCAUUUCUUGUUUUUGUUAAUGGCAACAUUGUAGGAUUGACUAGAAAUCAUAAAAUGGUGUUAAACACAUUCCGUCAACUAAGACGUCGGCGCUUGAUUCGCCCCUUUGUGUCUAUUGCUGCUUCAGAGUGCCAUCAGCAAGUGACAAUCAGUGCUGAUGCUGGUCGUCUAUGCAGACCAUAUAUUGUUGUUGAAAAGGGAGAGCCAACAGUGCAGCUGCAACAUUUGGAAGCGCUCAAGGAAGGCAGCAUGAACUUUUGGGACUUUGUGAACCAAGGGCUGGUUGAAUUCUUGGACGUGAAUGAGGAAAACGACAGCCUAAUUGCAGUGAAGGACACAGAAAUCACUCCUGAAACCACACAUUUGGAAAUUGAACCAUUUACUGUUCUGGGGGCUGUUGCUGCUGUGAUUCCUUAUCCUCAUCACAACCAAUCCCCGAGAAACACCUACCAGUGUGCCAUGGGAAAGCAGGCAAUGGGCGCCAUUGGUUACAAUCAGCGUCUCCGUCUGGAUACUCUUCAAUAUAGCAUGGUCCAUCCUCAGUGUCCGUUGGUGAAGACGAGACCCAUGGAAUUGGUGCACUACGACAAGCUGCCAGCUGGGCAGAAUGCAAUUGUUGCUGUCAUGAGUUACAGUGGGUUUGAUAUUGAAGACGCCCUAAUUCUUAAUAAAGCUUCUGUUGACAGAGGCUAUGGCAGGGUAGUUGUUUACAGGGGAAAUAAAACACUGCUGAGACACUACGCCAGCCACACAAGUGAUUCUGUGCAAGGCCCAAAACUUGAGCCAACAACCAGACGCCCAAUCGAAAGUCAUUCAGCUCUUGACAGUGACGGAAUUGCCCAUCCUGGGGACAAGGUCUCUGACCGUGCUGUCCUCGUCAACAAACACAGCCCUCAAGGGGAGCAGCCCACUAGGGUCAAGUGUCCCAAGGGCACUUCUUGGCACAUUGAAAGAGCCUUAGUCACCACCAGCAAAGAAGCUUCAACUUUGAUCAAAGUUUUGCUGCGCCAAACUAGAAUUCCAGAGGUUGGAGACAAGUUCAGCAGCAGACACGGACAGAAAGGUGUGGUUGGUCUCAUCGUACCCCAAGAAGAUCUGCCCUUCAACGAGCAAGGCAUCUGCCCUGAUGUGAUCAUGAACCCGCACGGUUUUCCUUCUCGAAUGACAGUAGGGAAGCUUAUUGAGCUGCUGGCAGGAAAGGCUGGAGCUUUGGAGGGGAAGUUCCACUAUGGCACUGCUUUUGGAGGGUCAAAAGUGUCAGACAUAAUGAAGGAGCUUGAAAGCAACGGCUUUAAUUACAAAGGCAAAGACAUUUUAUACUCUGGCCUAACGGGAGAGCCACUGGAGGCGUACAUUUACCACGGCCCUGUUUUCUACCAACGUCUGAAGCACAUGGUAGUAGACAAGAUGCAUGCCAGGGCAACUGGUGCCAAAGCUGUCCUCACGAGACAACCACUGGAAGGUCGCUCAAGGGAUGGUGGUCUCAGGGUCGGAGAGAUGGAAAGAGACUGUCUUAUAAGCUAUGGCGCAAGUAAUCUUUUAAUUGAGAGACUGAUGCUAGCCAGCGACGUUGCCUUGAUGGAUGUGUGCGAAAAGUGCGGCUCUUUUGGCUACCAGGGUUGGUGCCAACUUUGCCGCAGCAGUGAGAAAAUUGCUACAGUGAGGAUGCCUUAUGCCACAAAGCUACUUUUUACUGAACUUCUAGCCAUGAACAUUAAUCCAAGGCUAGAAAUGAAGCCACAGGUUAGUUAAUGUUAUCCUCAAUAAAUGAGUUUUCAUUUGAAAA